Thelazia callipaeda (thelaziosis nematode) is the source of this 1656-nucleotide messenger RNA. The record is from the annotation of a GenBank genome assembly. NCBI's taxonomy places the organism in Eukaryota, Metazoa, Nematoda, Chromadorea, Rhabditida, Thelaziidae.
AUGUCUGACAUAGAAAAUGAAGAACAAAGUGUAGCUGAAGUGGAAGAAGUUGAAAGUUUGAAAGAAAUUGAGGAUAAUGAAAAUACUCUUGUCCAAAGUUUGAAAAUUGAAACUGUACCUAAUGAUGCAAGCAUGGAAACAGGAAGUGAAUCAGAUGAGGUAAUCGAAGCAAAAAAAGUACCAUCAACAUUGGAAGAUCAGCAAAGUGCUCAAAGUUUUAUUGAAUCAACAACAAAUAAUGCAGAAUCAUCAGAGCAAGAAGGAAAUGAUAUGGGAAAGGAAGAUAUUGACCAAACUGAGCAAGAAGUUGAGACUGAGCUUCUAAAUCAAAAAGAUAUUAAUAAAAGCAUACCAUCUGAUGGAACAAAAGCAAAAGGAUGGCAGCCAACAGAAUUAAUGGUAGAUGGCUUUGAAGAUCAAGCAACUGAAGACAGAACUGAAGACCAGGUACCAGAUAUAACAGGAACUGAUAAUGCCGAUGUAAUGGUCACUUCAAUGGAUGGAAUUGAAGAACUGCCAAUAAGCGAAGAGCAAGGUGCGGAAACAUUAGCUUCUAUGGAACAAGAAAUUGAAACAGUAAUUGAAUCUGGAACUGAAGAUAUGAAAACUUCUCCAGCUACAGAAGUAGAAGCACCAUCAUUAGACGACACAGAAGUUGUAGAGUAUGAAGAAUUUAUCGAAAUCAGUGAAACUCCGUCAAAACAUCAAAAUGUGUCAUCAGAACUUGCAGAAGAAGAGGUGCAAGAAUUAGGUCAAACUGAAAUAGAAAUACAGCAGUUUGGAAUUGCAUCAGAAUCUAACAAGAACCUCGAAAAUUUGACAAUAGACAGAGCUCAAGAAGAGUUUGACGAUGAAUCUCUAUCAGCAAAAGGAAAGGAAAAAAUAGAAAAUGAAUUCGGUAAACAGAUCCCGACAAAACAUUAUGAUGCUGGAGAUUCCAUCAAGGAUACUGAAUUCGAAGAAGCAUUACCUGUAGGAACGAAUGCAAUCAGUGACGACAAUAUUUCAAAUUUGUUAGCUAAUAAUUCAGUGACGAUCCCAAAAGAGAAUGAGCAAUCGGAAGGUUUAGAAAUAUUGGGCAAUUCCAAUUUCUCAAGUUUGGAAUUGGAUGCUGGUAAUAUAGUGCCGUUGGCUAUGUCGUCACCAAUGUCCACUGAAUUGAAGUACUAUAAUGAUGAAGGACCACCGCUUAAACAAAACAUAACUAAUGAAGAAGAGACCAAUCAAGAAAAUAUACCAAGAAAAAUAUCGGUGGUAGAGAAUGAAAUUUCUGCAGACCAGAAAGUAUCUUCAAGAAAGACUUCAGCUGCAGAAGAAAGAGUUUCAUCCCGAAAGGUAUCUGAUGCUAUCGAGGAUAUUGCUGAGAAGGAAGUGCCAUCAAGAAAAACUUCGAAAACGAAAAACAGUGAGAUCCAGUCUAGUAAAUCAUCUGUACCUGAGGAAGACAACGAACCAUUCAGAAAAGCUUCAGGAGAAAUACUGCUGUCUCGAAAAGGUUCUUUUGAAUCGGAUGAAAAAGUUGCACUAAGACAAACUUCAAUGAUGAAGUCUGAAAAAUAUGAAGAAACAUUGAAUAACUCACCAAGAUCACUGUCGCUUGCAUCAGAAUCUGUGGAAAUCGAAAAAACAACAGAAUCUACGUUUGCGUUUCAAUGA